Messenger RNA from Drosophila willistoni, 5600 nucleotides. RefSeq lists its product as uncharacterized. Gene Ontology annotation, cellular component: signaling receptor complex; external side of plasma membrane. Gene Ontology annotation, biological process: nervous system development. Gene Ontology annotation, molecular function: signaling receptor activity. NCBI's taxonomy places the organism in Eukaryota, Metazoa, Arthropoda, Insecta, Diptera, Drosophilidae. The coding region runs from base 319 to 4212 and encodes 1297 amino acids. The transcript has 20 exons. The record is from RefSeq and is a predicted model, not a curated record.
CGAAUGCGGGCCAAUGAGAACAAUCGGCCAGCGUAAACUAAACUCUCCUCUGAUUCAUUCUGAUUGAGUGGACGAGUGUUCAAACAGAAUUACGAAUAGAAAACGCCGCCGCCGCCGCCGCCGCGUGUGUUAAGUGCAACUGUAAAACUGUGUAUAAUGGAACAUUAAUUGUAAAUUCGAGUAAAGUAAAAAUGCUAGAAUAAUUAUUGUAAUCAGCAAACCACACAGAAAGAGUAAAAAAAAGAAAAGAAACACUAUCAUUUUCAUCAUCAACAUCAUCAAGCUGACGGCUAAGAGAAGCCCAACUACAACAACAACAUGACCCGCUUUCGCAUAAAAAACUUAAAAAUUCUAUCCUGCUGCCUCAGCGUUUGGGUCACACUCUUUGGCAGUGCCCUACAUCUGGCCAGUUGCAGUGAAUUUCCCGAACGUGAAUGCUGCGAUCUAACGACCACCUCAACAGUGGGUCCCCUGCCCAUGCCACCGGCUGCCCUGCCCACAGACAAAUCCAUAUCAUCGGUCACCACGGCCUUGGAGACAGAUCUGACCAUUGGAAGAUCGGGUUCCACCAUCAAAGGUGUUGUGGCCAUUCUCAAUUGCAUUCUGGCCCGUCAGCUGUGCUUCGAGGAUCCAUCAUGUUCGGCCAUUUUGGAAAUUAUUCCCCGUGUCUGCGGACCCAUACCAGUGUCCUGCAGCACAGUGACGGUAACAAAGUGUCAGGCAGCCUUGCGGACACUUCAGGCCUUUCAAUUCUUUCGACCAACUUGCCUGUGCAAAGAGCCUGGCAUGGAUCCCGAUUGCAAUCAUUUUCGCGACUUUCUCUUCGAUCAUCCCUGCGGAUUUGUCCUCAAAAAGGCCGAAAAGGAUCCGUAUCCAAUAGAUGCGUUACCCACCUGUAAUCAUGCGCUUUCCGUGUGUCAGCAGGAACGCAAAUGUCUAAAACUUUUCGAGGAUUUCAAAACCCAUUGUAAAGUGCGCGACAAUAAAUGCAAAAUGGAAAACAGAGAUGCCUGCCAUGAUUCUUGGACUAAUUUACGGCUCUCGCCCAUGUUUGGUUGUAUCUGUCCAAAUAAUCAUAUGAAAAAACGCUGUGAUCGUAUAUUUAAUAUUGUUAAUCACAAUCCGUGUGUGGAUAGACUAAUAUUUUUCCCCAAUGGUUUGCCCAAAUUGAAACAAAAGCAGAAAGCAAAGCCAAAGUUGAAACCGAAGCAGAAACAGAAACAGAAGAAUACCACGGCCAUUAUGCUGUCCAACAACAUUGAGUAUCACGAUGAGCCCAACAAUGUGGCUGGUCCUGAAAAUGUUGAGGAGAAUGAGGCCGAAAAGGAUGACGAAGAUGCAGAUGAUGAUGAUGACGAUGAUGAUGAUGAUGAUGAUGACUAUGAUGACCGCAUACGAGCGGAAAUUUAUUCAAAUUACCCGCAUUACCUGCAUCCACCCUCGUGGGGUAUUAAUAAUCCAUUGGUACUGGCCUCGCAUAGUCCGCAUACCUCGGAGGAUGAUGAUGUCGUUGUUGAGGUGGCCAGCCCGCAUCACAAGAAGCAAACGCAUGCAGAUGACUUGGAACGCGGGCGUGUUGUCGAUGAUGUGGUCGUGGUCGUUGAUGCAGGACCGCAUCAGCAUAACCACCAGCAUACACAUACCUAUUAUGCGCAUGGCGAGCACGAGCACGAGCAUUUGAUGGCAUCGACCGUGGCACCCAUACCCACAAUUCCCAGCGCUCCUAACACUGGCACUAAAACUCACAAAAGCACAUUACUCGGUGAUUUGAUCACCGGCAGCGAUAUUACCCACCGCACCUAUACAGGACCCACCAUGGACAUGGACGAAAGAGUAAGAAUUUUGGGCAUGGACGAGAAGUUGCAUCAGAGAAUCUUCGAUGAUAAUUUGGCGUUAAUUGAUACGCCAUUGAUUGCAUUGGGCGGUCCUGGCUAUGGUUAUGGCUCCGUCUCUGGAUCGGGGUCCGGCUCAAGUUCAGCAGGCAGCACCUAUAAUUAUCCCAGUUCGGCAUCGAAUGGCGUACUCAGCUAUCCGUUCAAUAUAAGCGGCUUCCAUCAGCGACAUAUGGCAGCAGCUGCAGCUGCAGCGGCGGCCGGAAAUGAGCCAUUCGAUAUCAUUGAUACGGCCUAUGGCUAUGGCGGCAAUAACCAUGCCAACGGAAACGGAAAUGCCGGUGUUUACUAUCAAAGCGGUCAGGACGUCGAAGUUGACCUCUCAACGGAAAUAAUCAAGCAACACUUUCAGAGUACCUGUCAUACAGCAUUGGACACUUGCCGAGAAGAUCCGUCCUGCUCAACGUCCCUGCAGCCAAUGUUGAUGCAUUGCGAGCUGCAUCGUUGCAAUCGCAACGCCUGCAUGUCAUCGCUGCAAGCCUUUUACAAAGGGCCACACGAGGACCUCAACCUGGACAUUGCCUUUUGUCUAUGCAAAAAAACCAACAAUAUGCAGCAAAACGGCAAUCGUCACGAUAUGUGCAUGAUUGCCCAGGAAAAACUGCAUCCCGUAUGUGCACAGAGGCCGCCCGAUAACAAUAAUCCGGCCAGCUCCAAUGGCAUUUACUACCAUCCGCCACCGGCGUGCCAUGUCGUUGCCGACAGUUGUAAAGAGGAUCGCGAUUGCAGACUCAAGCUGGAGUAUUACGAGCAGGCCUGCGCCGUGGAUAGUGUGACCAAAAAGUGUGCCGGACGUCCCAGCGGCUGUCGCACAGCCAUGAUUGGCAUACUGGGAACAAUGCUGCGGACUACAUGUGCCUGCCAAGGCACCGAUCCCCAGCAUCUCUACCAAUGUGUUGGCUGGCGUCGUUUACUAUGGAUGAAUCCAUGUGUUGUUGAAGCACAAAAGGACUUUCAUAUGAAGCGAUUAGCCGAGUUGGGUUUUCUUACCACGACUACAACAACGACGACAACCACGACAACAACAACAACAACUACCACAACACGAGCCCCGCCGCCUCCACCACCACCGCCACCGCCAACAACAACAACAACGACAACAAGCCUACAGCCAAAGCAAAGCCAAAGGAAGCCAGCAACGCAUAUAUUCAAGGAUUUCAAUGCGCCAAAGGAAAAAUCAGGGCCAGCAUCGGUCGAACACAAUUAUCUCGAUCCACCCGACUCGAUACCAUUGCACAGCGGAAACGAUGAGAGCGGAAAUGGCGGAAAUGACGAUUAUCACAACGGCAACGGGAAUGGCAACAGCAAUGGACACGAAACAAACGGACAUGGCCAUGGAAAUGGCAACGGCAACGGCAACCGACGUAAAAACGGCGGAAAGGGUCGUUCGAAUGGCAAUGGAAACGGCAACGGCGGCAGUGUAGAUUUCGAUGAUCCAGUAAUUUUUGUUGACCCAAGGGAAACAACUGAAUUUGUGGGCAUCAGCAUCACAGAACCGGUAACCACAACAACCACAACAAUGGCAACCACGACAACAACACAAGCCCCAAGAAAUUGUGUAGUACAAAGGCCAUAUCAAUCGGAUCAAUUAAUACGUGAAGGCACAAGUAAACGGAUCUACUCUUUGGACGAUGCCGAGUGCAGCGAACUAUGCACCUGCGGCGACUCGCUGACACUCACCUGCCAUGCCCUUUGCGUACCAUUCGCCCCCUGCCGCACCGCCCUCGCAUUCUACAGUCACGCCUCGCCGGCUUAUCAGGCGUUCCGCGGUCGCUGCCUCUGCUAUUCGGGGCGCUUCAUCUGCAUGAAGCCGCCACUUGGGGACUACCUUCUACCAGGUGGCGUCUUUCUGCUGCUGGGUUACAGUGCCGCAGAUGAGGCUCUGCUCCGUCCGCACACGAAUCUGGGUGUACAAGAUGCUGUGCGUGCCCUGCAGCAAUAUGUAACCACGUACAUUGAUAAUCAGACCCAAUGCACACUGACGCUAUUCAAUAUGACUGAGGAGAAUAUCAUCAUUGCUGCACGUCUGCCGCAUGAUGGCAAGCUAAAGGACAUUGAGCUGCUGCGCAAAGAGAAGGAUGAAUGCACCUCAAUACUGAAGACCAUCAGUUAUCAAAUCAAUAACGAGCACAAUGAGCUACAAUCCCACCGACUGUUGAGCAUUUUCAAAAUGUCCGAAGUCGAAGUUAUUUGGCCCGAGAGCAAGAGUGCAGCAGCGGCGUCCAGUCCAGGCAGCAGUUGUCAGUGCCUGUUUAUCCUUGCUGUGUUGGUCGUGUCCAUGUCGUCGUCGUCGUGGUCGUAUGUGGAUGCAAUAACAUGACAGACGCAUGAUUAAAGGAUUGUACGUAUGUGUAGUUAAUUUCUAAGAUGGUUUAAGGAUGUGGGAUAGAUGAAACUGUAAGCGACACUCCCCAAAAAAAAAACAGAAAAUGAAAAAGAAAUACGAUUGUAGUGGAUAGUGAGUGGGUUAAUGGCUACUCUCUCUCUCUCCAUCUCUAUCUCUUAGCAAAAUAUGUUGUAUACAUUUAGGGGCUAGUUUGUGUUAAAGCUUUGUUGUUAACUUAAAUGAUGUUGCUGUCUUAGGUUUUUGAUACGUAUGUUAAACAUAUAUAGAAGAUAACCUUAAUCUGUACUUUAAUGUGAAACUGCUGUCUACAUAAUAAUACUAUUAGCAAUAACAAUACUGAAUUGAAUGAGUGUGUAAAAAGAUAAUGAUAGAGAAACAAAGCAACAUGACAAAGAUAACAAAACGAUACAUACAUACAUCAAUACAUACGUAGAAGUAAGAUAAUGCAUGUAUAUACAUACAUACAUAUACAUUUAGAGAGUUGGCACAAAGAAAAGGGAAACUGACCUACACGUAGCUAGUGUUUUAUACGAUAAACAAUACAUAAUUGUAUCUAUAUACAUAUAGAUUUCCAUAUCCAUGGACACACAUAUACCCACACACAUACACACACACAUGUAAACGGUUGAAAGACGCUCAUUGUUCUCAAUUUCGAGCUCUAUAAAGUUUACUGUUGCCUCAAUUAUGCCGAAUUAACCGCCUUAACAUUGUUUGCGUUUACUUUGUGUAUGUUGCGUUGAGAAAUGUGAACAGUGAAUGCUUUAUGGCCAUAUUGUUUCUCAUAAUUUUGCAGUUAUAAUUACAAUUUAAUGUGCGAAAGUGCGAGGUAUUUAUACUUUAUUUUCCACACAAACAAUGCCAGAAAGGUUCAUGCACGAGCGACCCACGUUUGUUCCAUUGUACAUACAAACAUACACACACAUAUACAUAGGUACACAUACAUACAUCCAUCCACUCACUCAUUCAUUCAUUCGUUCGUUAUAGGCGUAUAAAAUGUUAUUGUUAAUUUAUUUUAUAGUUUUAACGCUCCUCACCCUCCGCAUUCCCAGAUGCAUUCAGUCAUUCGAUUCGAGGCGUGAAAAAACAAUUACGGUUUCAUUAUUAAUUAUGCAUUUUGCAUUUAAAAUGUGGCGGUUUAUUCUCCUCAUUGCGAAUUGCCUGAAGAAUUUCUUCAAAUGGAAUGCAAGAAACUUUCUCUCACACUUUUUUUCGUUACUUCAAUUUCGGUUGUUUUGUUUUUUCUACCCUUUCUUAGCCAGGUUUCACACUUGUCUAACUUACUUUUGCUCCUAUGUAUGUACAUAUAUAUUUUACUAUCUACAAGUUUAAUUGAUGUAAUUAAUAAAAAUAAUCUAACAGUA